Schistosoma curassoni is the source of this 5941-nucleotide messenger RNA. The record is from the annotation of a GenBank genome assembly. NCBI's taxonomy places the organism in Eukaryota, Metazoa, Platyhelminthes, Trematoda, Strigeidida, Schistosomatidae.
GAGCAGUGACCUUGCCAAUAAUUUCGUCAUAUUGUCAUGGAUGGUUUAUGUUUUCUUUGGUUUGUUGUUUUCAAUGUUGAUGUUUACAGUGUGACUUAAUUGUAUGAAUUUAGUAUAUGGUUGACGGUUGUCACAAUUUCACGUCUGUCGGCUGGGAAGCGAAAAUGAGAGUUUAACCUUUUAUUUGUUAUUGUCUGUUGAGUCCAGAACACCAAUCUCAGCCUCUGCGGUAUGAAUCAUGUAUUUCGAACAUACUGGGCUUAUAUCCAAACCGAACACACCACAUCGUAUCAUAAAAUAGAAAAUAACAUUUCUACAAGAUGUAGCCAAAAGUGGCUGUGAAUGUGGGAGACUAAUUAAUAGACUGAGCAUAACUCAAGAACGGUAAAUCGCAUAAUAAUAGUUCAUAGGUCAAAAUAAAUCGUAUAAUAGGAGGAACAUGAAUAUGCAUGAUUUAGCUACUUAACAAGUAUACAAUAAAAAUAUAUGUGUCGUAUUGGUCUUUAAAGAGUUCUCAAAAGUUGUUUAUUUUCAUUGUUGUUGAAUGAUAUUCUCAGAUCUAAGGGCAACACGACUUUUUCCGCGAAUCUAGAGACGCGUAAUUGAUAGUUUCACAUAUUGGAUGAGACGGGUUAAUUAGAAAAUACAACCAGAAGCAAUUCUUUCAGUGUGUAGUGACAAUUGUUGAAUGUCUAUUGAGACCACUAACCGAUCUAAAUUUGACAACUAUUGAAAACGUGGGAGCACUGAACAGCCGUUUCACCUCAUUGAGAAAUUGUGACCAGUGUGAGUAAUGUAUACGCAAAAGGUAGUGCAAGAUGGUCGCGCAAUGUCGCUAAUAGCUUGAAGUUAGACUUGCAGAUCAUUGAACCACGACUCAGGGGUCUAGGGGUUAAGUAUUUUCUUGCUAAAACUAGGGAUACGCACUUCCAGAGUUCUAUACUAGAACGAAACGCUCAUAUGGUGCUCCCAAGUUUUCGGUGGUUGUCUAACUUAGGUUCGUGAUUAGAAUUACAAUCCUUCCAGGUGACGCCACUUUCAUUGUUUUGUGAAAAAGUAGAAGGGAAUUACCUCAGAACCGCUACUGGCUUAUAUUGUGAGUCAUAUCUGCUAACGUCUUAACCCACUGUGUUGCACCAUCUCUCAGACCCCAACCAGGAGGUUGUGAUGGACUGAGAGAUGUCAAUCCUGUACAGAUCUCUUUCAUACCUCGGGACCAUACCACAUAAACCAACCGCUUCUCCACUUUUUUCAAUGGGUCCAAACAUCCUAGAAAUAGAGCACAGUUUGGAUACUCGUAUCAAAUGUCCGAGCCAUCGUGGUCGAUGUUUCAGGAUGGUGAAGCCAAUUGAAGUCAUUUUGACCGAACAUACGUUGCCAAACCUCUGCAUUAAUAACAUGGUGUUGUGAUUAUACGUAGAAUGAUCGCACCAGUCACGCUACUACUAGCACUCGCACAACUAAUCAGAUACACGAACUUUCUGAUUACUUCUAAUUGUUUAUCAAUAGGACUGAGUGCAGACACAGGCGGCUGUCUAUCUUGCAAAAGUACUUGCACUUAGAAGGCGCAAAGCACAUGCCAUACCUACGAACACUGAUUGUCACUUGAUUAAGUGCUGAUUGGAUGGCUUAAAUAUCUUCGCACAGUAAGACAAUAUCAUCAUGGUUGAAGAUCGGAAAUUCUUUCUCUAGGAAAUAGUUCCACACCAUCAUUACUUAUCUUCACUAGAGAUGUUUCCAGAAUGUCAUCAAUAAUGAAGUUGAGGAUGAAUAAAGAGAUUGAGCAACCCUCCUUAAUGUAACUGCUUGAACAGAAGAAGUGGUCGCAUGCUCCCACUCUGGCUGAGGUGUUUGUUCGUAUAGCGUUCAACAUGUUAAUCAACUUCUCAUGUACAGCCUUCUUUAACAGACAAUUCCAGAGUGCUAUUCUGUUUAACGAAUCAGUGGAGAGACUGGUAUCAAAAAACAAAAUGGUUGUUGGCCUGUAAUCAGCAUAGCUGUGCUUUAACAUUUGGUAGGGGAUGUAUGUAUAACCAAUGAAUCCACGACCAGAAUGAACUCCAGACUACUCCUUGCAAGUCAAUGUUUCAUGGGUCUUGGACGAUCUGUGAACCUGGUAACUCACGGUGGUUCGGAAGUUGAAGUUUCUUUCGGACUUUGGCAUCAUCAGGUAGAACAGCCAUCACCGGCCGUUGAGGAUAAGACAGUCUGAUGUUUUGAGCUGCAGACUAGAUGAACUGUCUCUUUAGGAACUCUGCCCAUCCUCCAAGACAUCGUUGGGCGCUAUUGACUAGCGUCUCGUCAGCUUUACAUUUCUUUUUUUAGCCCUACCGUCCAAACCGAAUUGGUGUAUAUGAUCACUUCCGCUCAGUCUUCAGGUCUAAAUUUGAAGUUGUUUUGCAGUCAUGUUUUGAAACGUCUCGUGUCAGUGCUUCCUGUAUACUUUUUGCGUUAUCUUUUUGGGUUUCUUGUCAUUUUGUUAUUUAGAUCAACUUGACGGUUUGCCAAUACGUGGUUUCUUAAAUGUGUUUUUUUCAAGCCACCUAAAAAUAACGGUUUGGCGACCUUUGCAAAAUAUAUAUUGUUUACAUAAUGGACUUCACAGUACCCCGAGCAUACUAUACAGAAUGGUGGAAUAUAAAUACACACCGCUGCAAUCAUAUCAACAGACCGCCUGUUAACCAGGAAAUGUAUGGCUAUGGUCGUUCUUUUGUUGCCGACUGGGCUCGUACUGGUGCUGUUAGCAUAAGUCAUGUCUCCGAUAAAUUCCAGGUAACUUAUUGCGUUCUGCAGUUGGUAAAUGAUAUACUCAGGAUAAUUUUGUGCUUUAUGUAUAUUCUUAUCAAGCUGAUCAGCUUCAUAGAUAUCUCGUUGACUCUAUAAAUAUUGAAUUGAAAGUCAAAUGUCCACGAAGCUGGUUGGUAAACUUCAAUAUUUUCAUAACCCUGUUCCUUUAUUACCAACACACUACUCAUAUUCAUUAUCAGGAACUAAUAAAUCUUCGUUUAAUUAUGAUCAACAACUCGAAGGAGAAGAAAGAGGAAAAAAUAAAAAACUGGUCGAUUCAUCUACUGUUCGGGAUUACGGUUAUGAACAGUUGUUGAACGAUUAUAUUCUAGGUGAACAGGCGUGUGCAGCAUUUUUAUGUGGUAAACUCCAAGGGUUAUUACGUGCCAAUAUUUCCAAGUUUAUGCAAAUCAGUCAUGAUAUCAAUGGGAGAAAUGAUGAUGUUAUUGUCGCCGGUGCAAAAUACAAUAGUAUUUCACAUAAUUUUAUUGAACAGUUAUUUGAUAUGUCUGAAAAAGGAUUGAAUGACUGUGAUUCAGUCGAUUCACAGAAUAAAUUGAUUAAAAGAAUACAAAAAUUAAUUGUUUCAGGCACAAAAUCAACAGAUUCUUUUCCUGGAUCUUUAUUAUCUUCACUUAAUCCAAAUUCUACCUCCGGGACUGCUAUUGUUGGUAACAACCAGCCGUCAACAAAACGACGCCGGCUAACAACAAAGCCAUCAAAAGCGACAAAGGCUACCGCUGUCGAAAUUGGUGAAGGUGUUGAUAUUAGUGCAUCUGGGAAAUCAGAACAGUUACUACCUUGUACUAUUGGUAGACUUCUCUAUCCAGCUCAUUCAUCAUUGUCCUCAUCCAUAUCGUCAUCAUCGACAACAUUGUGUGGGUCAGAUAAUUUAACACUUGAAUCUGACUAUAGUAGGCUAUUAGCAUCUUUUGAUCCAUUAGUUAUCAGAUUAGCAAGUCGAAUUGUAAAUCCGAAUUAUCUCGGGAAUGGUUUAUUAUGCAAUGUAAGGGCACAUAACUAUCAGUCGUCUACAAAUCAUUCUGACAUACUUUUAUGGCAUUCACUUCAAACAAAUUCCUUCUGUAUUGGCAAAACAUCGAAUCUGUUGAAAACUAAUAUUCAUGAACCAAAUCGUUUCUCAAUUAUUCCCAUUCCAUUGACAAAACUUUCAUCUAGAUCAUUUUGUGAGCUUGAUGCAUCUUUUAGUGAGUCAAGUGAGAAAAUCGAUAUAGUCGGUCGUUUAUUACCAACACCGGGCAGUAAGACAAAUGUUGUUCAUAUGCAAAUUAAGAUAAACGAACCGAACAUGUCUAACUCAUGUAUUGAAAACGUUAGUUUAAUACGUAUGUCAUCAAGUAAUUAUGUUACUAGUAUAUGCAUGAGUCGAUGGAUUCCAGGGGAAUGGUGUAUGGUCGGUAAUUAUCUGGACGGAAAAAGGGAUCGUAGAGCUAGUAUUCGGUUGUAUAAUUCAGAAGAUACUCGACUUCCUAUGUGGUCUGGUCACGUAAAUCUAGGCAAUUAUAUGGAAAAUAUAACAAAGGAAAACUCAUUGUGUUUGGAAAGUAUAGCAUCAUCGUCAUAUAAACAAGAUCCGGUUCAAUCAGAUAUUGAAUCUUAUUGUACAUGUACAUCACGGAAACAUCUUUUACACCAGCAUUAUCCCAACUAUCAUUGGUUACGUGUUGGAUUUGGAAGUUAUCCGGGUGAAUUGUGUCUGACAACCACACGUCGUAUCCUAAUUUUUGACACCCGUACAGCACCAUCAUGUGCUUACCAACUGUUCAACACUUCAGAACGCUCGUCUUUAUUAAAUUCAAAUGAUCAUAUAACAUAUUCCCCACCUAAGUGGAUCGGUGAUGUAUAUGUUUUAACUGGUGGUUACUAUAGUAUGGUUCUACUGGAUAAACGUAUGCCUAAUCGAACUGUAUUACAUUGGUCUCAUAAUCUUACAAAACCGUUGGCGUAUCUUACUUGGACCGAAAUAGAUAAGCAUUAUCGUUCAACGCAUGAUAUCCCACAAUUUCUUAUUUCUAUGACUUCUCAAUACCCCGCAGAUAUGUCUACAUUUGGAUUGAAUUUCAAUUCUUUCUCAGGUCCCCAGUAUAUUGGCCCGUGUCUAUCCGGGACGCCACUAACAAGUUUGGUUUCAUCAUUUCGAUCUAAUGAUCUCUUUCAAUUCUACAAUCAAAAUUCACUGCUUAAGCGACGUUUACAAAGUUCUAUUUGCGGAAUUACAACACAUUAUUCACCAGAUGAUACAAAAAAACAAUUUCAUACAUUGUUACUCACAUCAUAUGGAGAUCUAUUCGAUUAUUGUGCUUAUCUGACAUCAGAUGGUAUUAAUACUAAUGAUUAUGACAUUGUAGAAAGCUAUCAAGUCAAAAGUCAAACAAUUAUUACAAAUUGGUUAUCUGAACUUAGUUGCGAACCUGAGAAUAAACAGCAUGUUAAAAAUUCUGAAGAGAAUGCAAAGUUAUACAAACAGUCGGAGCUCAAAAAUCAUACAGGCACUUUAAACCUAAACAAUAUUGUUUCUGAACGGAGACAAAGUGUUGCAAAUAAAUUGAAUAACGAGUCUAUUGGAGAGGAAAGUACCACUGAUAGUAAUACUACUAAUAAUGAUUAUUUCACUUUAAAGCGUCGCUUAAAUACAUCAGAAUCAUUUAAUAAUAGUUCAAUGGAAUACUCAAAAUGGUUAUUAAGUGAUUUAAAAUCAAUAUGGGAUUAUGAUCAAGGUGACAAAUUAAAAUAUGAGGAUCAAAAUGCAUUAGGAUUCACUUCAAUGUUUUUUGAUAGUUUAACGGAAAAUCGUAUGCAAGAGGAAAUGAUUCAUCAAAAACUAAUUACUAACAAUGAUUUAAAUGAAUUAUUAGAUCAACGUUUAAUUAAAUUUAAAAAGUUAUAUAUUGCUAAUGCUUUUACUAAAUCUGUAGGCGAUUGUAAUGAGAGGUGGUCAUGUAUGUUGAGGCCAGUAUUGCCUGAAGAAUGUGUAACAUCGUUAUUUGGAUCUGAGUACUAUACUGCCGAAGAACUUUAAAAGUUUACUUAAUGUUUCGUACAUGUUAUAUAUAAAAAUAAGAUCUAGAAGCAAUUUAUUAUAUAUAUAUAUGUUGUACAUAACAAAGUGAAAAUAAAUGCACUUUUUUCUCUG